AAGUAUUAUGGCCCAGUUUCUUCUGCUGCAUAUCAAACAGGUAUAAACUAGUCUUAGAGCAAUUACUAUUAAACGAUCGCUCAAGUUUUUUAAAUUUAAUCGUUUAGUUUUUGUGGAAAAAAGGAUUUAUGUUGUGCCAUAAUUUAGUACUAGUUGAAGUGCACAAGUAAACAUGUAUUCGGUCGUAUUGGCGGUGUUUUUGUUGGCGUUUUCGCAAGCGCAGAGCCAACACUUCUUGCAGUCCAACAGUUGCCCAGAGACGUACGGUGAACAAACGUACCAUCAUCCGGAAUUAUGCGAUCAUUUCGUCUUAUGUGUUAACGGAUCAUUGAGCGUUGAACAGUGUGAAAAUGGUUUAUUAUACGAUGGUAAGGGAAACGUACACCAGCACUGUAAUUAUUACUGGGACGUCGACUGCGGAACAAGGAAAGCCGAUCAUAUUGCACCGAUAAGUUCUCCUGGCUGUGAAUUCAAAUAUGGUAUAUAUUCCGAAGGCCCUUCUUGUAGUUCGAAUUACGUGAAGUGUGCGGAUGGCUAUCCACAUGUUCAAGAUUGCGAACCUGGGCUCGUCUAUGAUGAUAGAAUCAAGAAAUGUAACUGGCCUGAUCUCAUGUUAGAGACGUGUAAUCCAGAAGCUGUCAUUGGUUUUAAAUGUCCGGAUAAAGUUGACCCACAAUCAGCUCAAGCUAGAUUUUGGCCAUAUCCUAGAUUUGCCAUUCCCGGAGACUGCGAACGUCUAAUUACCUGUGUAAAUGGUUACCCCAGAUUGAUCACGUGUGGAGAUGGUAAAGUGUUCGAUGACGAAACUUUAACCUGUGCUGAACCCGAAGAAGUUGCAAAAUGCGCACACCACAGAAAAAGGAAAUAAAAAUCGACCUCAUCUACAAAUCAAAAACCUCCAAAACACCGAAUUUCUCUCCGAAAAAUCAUCUCAACAUUCCAAUAGCCAUAAUUUCAUAAAACAAGAAAACAAAAAACCAAAAACAUAGAAAAAAAUAUAAUUUUUUACAAUAAAAAAGAAAUACACAUUAAAAAAUAUAA
Messenger RNA from Planococcus citri (citrus mealybug), 1041 nucleotides. Its product is annotated as protein obstructor-E-like. The record is from RefSeq and is a predicted model, not a curated record. The transcript is spliced from 5 exons. Lineage: Eukaryota; Metazoa; Arthropoda; Insecta; Hemiptera; Pseudococcidae. Bases 173 to 868 code for a protein of 231 amino acids. Gene Ontology annotation, molecular function: chitin binding. Gene Ontology annotation, cellular component: extracellular region.